AUGGAUCCCCAGCCUCGCCGCCGGGACCCUCGCGCCCAAUCCCCCACCGAGUCUUCUUCCGAUGAACUCGCCGCCGGCUCCGACCAUGACGAGGCCGAACGCCGUCGCGCCAGCUGGACCAUGCAGAAGGGCUUCACCCCACUUCGUCCAAAGAAGUCCGGCCGCUUGUACAGCGAGUCCGAAAGCCCCGACGAGCUAGCCGUGGAUGCCGACGAGUAUUGGCGUUCCUCACGCAAGCGCAACCGUCGCCGCAGUACUUCGCCGGUCAACCGCACAAUCAUCCGUGACGACCAUUCGCAGGGCGGCUCGGAUGAUCCUGCGGAAGGUGAUGUGACUGGCUCCGACGAGAACCAGGCUGUCGACGCUGACAACUGGUCUGACGGUUCUGCGACGCCUCUUGCUCCUCCGCCACCUCCCAAGCCCGAGCAUCUAAACUACAAGGAGAAGUUCGUUAUGCACGGCCACCUGCGCGGAGUGUCGGUUGUUCAAUUCUCGCCUGACUGCACUAUGAUCGCUAGUGCCAGCGCCGACGCAUCUCUCAGAAUCUGGGACACUGCUAGUGGUAGACUCAUUCACAUCUUUGAUGGGCAUCUAGCUGGUAUUUCUACCCUUGCUUGGACCCCUAAUGGUGACUGGAUUGCAACUGGUUCCGACGACAAGACCAUUCGGUUCUGGAACGUGAACAAUCUCAAGGCCCACGAUAAGGUCUUUGAUGGUCACAAGAACUUUGUGUAUCAAAUUGCAUUCGCACCUAAGGGUAACAUUCUUAUCAGUGGCUCCUACGACGAGGCCGUGUUUAUGUGGGAUGUUCGCCGUGCCCAGAUUAUUCGAACCCUUCCGGCUCAUUCUGACCCUGUUGCCGGUAUUGAUGUUGUGUAUGAUGGAACCCUCAUUGCGUCGUGUGCUCUGGAUGGGCUUAUUCGUAUCUGGGACACUCACAGCGGCCAGUGUCUCCGCACCCUGGUCAUGGAGGAUAAUCCGCCUGCAACAUGCGUCAAGUUCUCCCCCAAUGGAAAAUACGUCUUGGCCUGGACCCUGGACGGCUGCAUUCGGAUGUGGAAUUACGUUGAGAGUCGCGUCGUUAAGACUUUCCAAGGUCAUGUCAACAAUACGUUCAGCUUGUCGGGAUGCUUCGGUGCUUAUGGAGCCCGGCAUGCAACCUACGACGAGCCUCUGUGUUUCGCUGUCAGCGGUAGUGAGGAUGGUUCUAUCCUCUUCUGGGACAUUGUGAGCAAGCAAAUUAUGCAGCGCCUUGAAGGUCACUCUGAUGCUGUACUUUGCGUGCACACCGGUGAACUGAAUGGCAAGCGUAUGGUUGUGAGCAGCGGAGCGGACAAGACUGUUCGUUUGUGGGAGGAGGUCGAUGAAAAUGCCACCGGGUUUGACGAUGAUGCGUCCAGCCGUGGUGCUACCCCUACCCCUGAGUCUCACUGGCAGAACACCACCCCUAUACUUGAUUCAGACGGCGAUAAUGCUAUGGCUGAUGUUUCGGCUGUGCCUUCCACUGCUGCCAACCCCGCGGAAGAUGUGAUGAUGGCAUGA
Messenger RNA from Penicillium verrucosum, 1542 nucleotides. RefSeq names its product WD40 repeat domain-containing protein. Lineage: Eukaryota; Fungi; Ascomycota; Eurotiomycetes; Eurotiales; Aspergillaceae. The coding region runs from base 1 to 1542 and encodes 513 amino acids. Gene Ontology annotation, molecular function: protein binding. The record is from RefSeq and is a predicted model, not a curated record. The transcript is spliced from 3 exons.